Daucus carota subsp. sativus is the source of this 960-nucleotide messenger RNA. RefSeq names its product germin-like protein 5-1. The record is from RefSeq and is a predicted model, not a curated record. The transcript has 2 exons. The coding region runs from base 177 to 836 and encodes 219 amino acids. NCBI's taxonomy places the organism in Eukaryota, Viridiplantae, Streptophyta, Magnoliopsida, Apiales, Apiaceae. Gene Ontology annotation, molecular function: manganese ion binding. Gene Ontology annotation, cellular component: plasmodesma; cell wall. Gene Ontology annotation, biological process: plasmodesmata-mediated intercellular transport; regulation of root development.
AUCUCCAUAUUAAUAACACCAAUAUUCUGCUAACCAAACUGUUCAAUCUUCCCUUAUAAAUAACUCACCCACCACCUUUCAGUAAUAAACAUCUCUUCACUUCAAUCCUUCUCAUCGAGUCGUUUCAUCUCUUUGGCACAAAUAUUUAUUUAUAUUUAAUAUCAUCAAAAAAAAUCAUGGGGUCCUUUGAAAAAUUCAUGGUGGUCAUGUUGGUUGCAGCUGCUGCUGGUUUCAUCUCUGUUUCUGCAGAUCCUGACUUGCUUCAAGAUGUUUGUGUAGCUGAUCUUAGCUCAGGUGUGAAAAUGAAUGGAUAUGCCUGCAAAGAGAAUUUCACAGCUGAUGAUUUCUUCUUCGCGGGUUUGUCUAAGCCAGGACUCACCAACAACACAUUCGGCUCAGUGGUGACCGGAGCUAAUGUGCAAAAGAUCCCCGGCCUAAACACACUUGGUGUCUCAUUCUCGCGUAUUGACUACGCCCCGGGUGGCCUAAACCCCCCUCACACCCACCCUCGUGCCACUGAAAUUGCUUUCGUGCUCGAAGGAGAACUGGAGGUUGGAUUCAUUACCACAACAAAUACCCUCUUCACCAAAACCAUCAAAAAGGGUGAAAUAUUCGUGUUUCCUAAAGCACUUGUCCACUUUCAAAAGAACAACGGCAAGGUUCCUGCUGCAGUCAUUGUUGCAUUCAACAGUCAGUUGCCAGGUACGCAGUCCCUUGGUGCCACAUUGUUCGCGGCAUCCCCAGAAGUACCCGAUUAUGUGUUGUCACAAGCCUUCCAUAUCGGCAGCACCAAACAGGUUGAGAAAAUUAAGUCAAGAUUUGCCCCCAAGAAGUAGUUUGGUAACAUUGCAUAUACAAACCAGGGUUGAUUUUCAUUAAUACUGAUUUCUGAAGUGAUUUGAUAUGUUUGGGUCGAGGAUUACUCGAAUUUCUUGUCUUUAAGAUUCCAAAAUUUGUUCA